AUGUCUGGUCGUUUCGUCCGUUCUUCCAAAUACCGACACGUCUUCGGUCGACCAACGAGAAAGGACCAAUGCUAUGAUAAUCUUCGGGUUUCGAGAAAUGCUUGGGAUACCAACCUCGUCAAGGUCAACCCUCGGUAUCUUUCGGUGAAUUGGGAGGCCGGUGGUGGUGGUGCUUUUGCUGUUAUUCCUCUUGAGGAGCGAGGCAAAUUGCCUGAGAGAAUACCUCUGUUUCGGGGCCACACUGCUGUUGUUCUGGACACUGACUGGAACCCUUUCAACGAUGAUUUGAUUGCUUCCGGCUCGGACGACGGCAAGGUCCUUCUCUGGCGGGUUCCUGAAGGAUUCACGCUGCGACCGGAUGUCGACCCUGAAGAGAUCCAAGACAUUGCGCCUAUUGGAAAGUUGAGCGGCCACCCGAAGAAAAUCGGGCACGUGCUCUUCAACCCCUCUGCAGAAAACAUUUUGGCAACCGCUUCAGGUGACUACACUGUCAAGAUCUGGGAUAUCGAAGCCGGAGCCGCUAAAUUGACACUGAACCUGGGAGACAUUGUGCAGUCUCAGGCCUGGAGCGCCAAUGGCUCCCUCUUGGUCACUACCUCUCGCGACAAGAAACUGCGGCUGUGGGAUGUGCGUCAGGAGCGGCCUGCACACGAGACUCAAGGCCAUUCGGGCGCGAAGAACAGCCGUGUGGUAUGGCUUGGAGAGCACGAUCGCAUUGCCACCACCGGUUUCUCCCGGAUGAGCGACCGUCAGUUGGCGCUGUGGGAUAUCCGUGCCCCGCGUGAACCCAUUAGCGGCUUCAAGACCCUCGAUUCCAUCUCUGGUGUGUGCAUGCCCUUCUGGGAUGAUGGCACUCAGUGUCUGUAUCUGGCCGGCAGAGGUGAUGGUAACAUCCGCUACUUCGAGCUGGAGAACGACAAGUUUGAGUUCCUUGCGGAGUACAAGUCCGCCGAUCCUCAGCGAGGUAUUGCUUUCAUGCCCAAGCGGGGUGUGAACAUGCACGAGAACGAGGUCACCCGCGCGUUCAAGACCGUCAACGACAGCUAUAUCGAGCCAAUUUCCUUUAUCGUCCCGCGCCGUUCAGAGAACUUCCAAGACGACAUCUAUCCUCCUACCUUCGGUCUGAAGCCCGCCAUGGGUCCGUCGGAGUGGUUCGCUGGGAAGGAAGCCAUCCCGCCCAAGAUCUCUAUGGCCAGUCUCUACGAAGGCGAAGGGCUGCAGGAGGUGACCGGCGUACAAGAGAAGCCGACUGCCGCAAUGGGCGCUCCUGAGCCCAAGGCUGAGGCCGAACCCAAGCCCUCCGAACCCGUCCCUGUCAAGAAGGCUUCCGAGCCUGUUCCAGAACCUACACCUGUCGUUAAGCCGGAGGUGUCCAUGAAGGAGCAGGGAGCUUCCAUGGCGGCUAUGGUGAACAAGUUUGCAGACAAGGAAGAGGAUGAAGUCGAAGCUGCUGAUGAUGACUCGGGCUUUGAGGAGAUCCCGAAACCCGCGGAGCGCACCACUCGCUCUACGGAAAAUGCCUCUCCCUCGGUCAAGACGAGCCCGUGGCACGAGCCUCAAUCGCAGAGCCCUGCCCCGGCUUCUCCCGUGGUCGCCGAACGGGCUACCUCGACUGUUUCUACUCCCGCCAUCUCCACUCCCACUGUUUCUGCACCUGCAGAAUCCACUCCUCUUUCGUCCGCCUCUGUGCCCGCUGACGCUGUCCAGCGGGAGAUCUCCACGAUCAAGGACCUGCUCGCAGAGCAGACCAAGACGAUCGCCUCGCAGGCAGAACAGAUGCAGAACCUGACUGCGGAGAUUGAAUCUCUCAAGGCCAAGCUGGGCUAG
This is a messenger RNA of Aspergillus clavatus NRRL 1, 1827 nucleotides long. Its product is annotated as coronin. The record is from RefSeq and is a predicted model, not a curated record. The coding region runs from base 1 to 1827 and encodes 608 amino acids. Gene Ontology annotation, biological process: actin filament organization. NCBI's taxonomy places the organism in Eukaryota, Fungi, Ascomycota, Eurotiomycetes, Eurotiales, Aspergillaceae. The transcript is spliced from 9 exons. Gene Ontology annotation, molecular function: actin filament binding.